Molecule: messenger RNA, 1074 nt
Organism: Cladophialophora psammophila CBS 110553
Lineage: Eukaryota; Fungi; Ascomycota; Eurotiomycetes; Chaetothyriales; Herpotrichiellaceae
Exons: 1
Coding region: 1-1074 (357 amino acids)
Source: RefSeq, a predicted model, not a curated record
AUGUCUUCCCACGAUGACUAUGCCCCACGCCCACGUCGAGACCGUGCACGAUACGAUGCCGACGGCGGUCUCCGCUAUCCAGAUGACGAUGACUAUGCCGACCAUCGAAAGUCGGCUCCACGCCACCCUCGCUACGAGUCAUCCCCUCCGCCCAUUGACCCUCAUGACGUGCCACGACGCAAGAGAGACAUUGAUCCUCGAGACAUUGAGCCCAAAGCCGCUCGCGAUGUGAAAGAUGACCCUCCCCGAUAUCGCGAGGAUGAUGAUGCCAAACCAGGCAAAUCCAACACUGCGGCACCAAGGAGAAGACGAAGCUUUGAAGACGACGACAACGCAGCUCGUCGUAAUCCAAGAAAUGGAAACGGAGAUGGAGUAGCCUACGGGCGCUCUAAAGGAUACCGCGAGCCAAUCCCAGAGCCAGACGUCGUUGCAGCUGACCGUGAGAACCACAAAGCUCGACCGGCCCGGCACAGAGAUUAUGAUGACGAUUUUCAACCCCCUCCACCUCGUCGCGCCAACACCCAGAGAGAACCAGACCGUCGUCGUCGAGACGAUCUUCCUUAUGAAGACGAGCUGCAUCGGCCCCGUCGUCAUCGCAGUCCAGAGGACAGACACUCCGACCGCGAGCGAGGAUACCGAUCUGACCCUCGCGAUGCACUAAAACACAGGAGGGAUGACGAUCGAUACGAUGACCGCAGACACCGUGGUGCUGGUGCCUCCCGCCGUGACGAAGGCUAUGCGUCGGAUCGGGGACGCUCUGACCGAGAUAGGAUGAGGGAUCGUGAUCGCGAUCGAGAUCGAGACCGAGACUACCGCGACCGGGACCGGGACCGAGAUCGAGAUCGAGACAGGGAGCGCAGGCGCUACGAUUCUGACCGCGAAAGAGAUCGUCAUCGAGACAGGGACAGAGACAGAGAUCGACACGACAGUCGAGACGGAGACCGAAGGGACAAGAAAAAGGGGUUCUCACUCGACAACAUCAAUGACCUCGUCGAACAAGGCCAGAAACAUUACAAGACUCUGGCGCCGGUGAUCACCAGCCUGACCAAGAUGUACAUGGACAACAAAAAGUAA